This is a messenger RNA of Cyprinus carpio (common carp), 625 nucleotides long. RefSeq names its product pro-melanin-concentrating hormone (gene pmch). Gene Ontology annotation, biological process: behavior; chemical synaptic transmission. Gene Ontology annotation, molecular function: type 1 melanin-concentrating hormone receptor binding; melanin-concentrating hormone activity. Lineage: Eukaryota; Metazoa; Chordata; Actinopteri; Cypriniformes; Cyprinidae. The record is from RefSeq and is a predicted model, not a curated record.
GUUCCUGCAAUUAAGUCAACCAUUUCACCCAAGAUCAUGGCAUCUUCCUACAUAUUCAUCAUUGCACUUGCACUUUUAGUUGAAUUGACUACAGCUUUGCCCAAAGUUAAGAUGGACGAAGGACGUACAGACCAAGAUAGACUAGUGUCGAUAGUAGAAGAUGAUGCAAGCGAAAUGGGACCUGGGCAGCUCACAUUCAGAAGACACCCCAUCAUAGAGGGCAGACUGGUGGAUGAAGACGGGACAAAACGCAUCUUCAUACUUGCCGACACAGAAAUAAAAGGGUCUCUUGGGAGGGAAUCAAACCUUGCCUUUUCGAGAACCCUCCCUGUGCUGCCGCCGCGUGGGAUGGAUCAUGCUCUGGAUGGAUUCAACAUGAGGGAUGAGCGACGUAGCAUAGAUGAUGUCAUUCCCGUGGGCAGGAGGGACAUAGACAUGCUGAGGUGCAUGAUAGGGAGAGUCUACAGGCCCUGUUGGCAAGCUUGAGAACAGAGCAGCUGAAAAAGCACCUGCAUGAUUUUCCCAGCUCUCCCCUGAUCCUGCAAGAUACUCCAAAUAUAAAGAUGACAAACACACUUGUAUGAUUUAAAAAGAACUGAAAUAAAAUUUUAUUAAAAUCUGCAAA